Molecule: messenger RNA, 1894 nt
Organism: Salvia hispanica
Lineage: Eukaryota; Viridiplantae; Streptophyta; Magnoliopsida; Lamiales; Lamiaceae
Source: RefSeq, a predicted model, not a curated record
AUGACCAUGCAAAUGAAAUUUGAACUUCAUCAUCUUGCUCCAAUUUAUGAAACUUCCCUAAAUGAUGAUCAAGACAUCACCAACUUCAUGAAUGAUGCUCUUGAUCAUCAUCAUUGUGAUGACAUAGUCAGCCAUGAGAAUAUUCCAUUUCAUGUAGUUGGAAGAGGUGUGCCUAAGACCAACGACUCCACUAAGAAGAAAGUUAGUUGGUUGCGCUCUCAAAUUAUUGGCGCCACGGCCGAAUUCAAAACUCCCUUUGGUCGGCGCCACCUCACUUACGCCGAUCACACUGCUUCCGGUCGCCCCCUCCACUACAUUGAGAACUAUGUUACAACCAAAUUACUUCCCUUCUAUGGCAACACUCACACGAGCGACAGCUAUGUCGGAUACCACACCACAAAGAUGGUGCUCAACGCGAAAAGCUACGUGAAGAGAUGCUUAGGAGGCGGAGAAGAAGACGCCAUAAUAUUCUGUGGGUCGGGCUCCACGGCUGCGAUCAAACGCCUCCAAGAAGUUAUGGGAAUCGCCGUUCCUUCCAUUCUAAGGGAGAGCGUUUUGAAAUGCUUAAGCGACAAAGAGAGAUGGGUGGUCUUCGUGGGGCCCUAUGAGCACCACUCCAACCUUCUCUCCUGGCGGCAAAGCCUCGCCGAGGUGGUAGAGAUCGCCCUCGACCGCCACGGACACAUCGACAUGGAGGCUCUGGCCAACAACCUUAGUCUCUACAAGAAUCAAAAUCGCCAAAUGCUCGGCUCUUUUUCGGCUUGUAGCAAUGUCACAGGAAUCGUUACCGACACCCGCGCCAUCGCCUGCCUCCUCCACCAAUACGGAGCGUUCGCGUGUUUCGACUUUGCUGCCAGUGGACCGUAUACAAAGAUUGAUAUGAGAUCGAGCAAAACAGAUGGAUACGAUGCAAUAUUCUUGAGCCCACAUAAGUUUUUGGGAGGUCCAGGUACACCGGGAAUACUAUUGAUGAGCAAGAUUCUUUACCGUCUUGGUUCAUCACCUCCAUCUACUUGUGGAGGUGGAACUGUUGAUUUUGUCAAUAAUUUGAGUGAACAGGACACCCUAUACCUAGACGAUAUAGAAGAAAGAGAAGACGCUGGAACUCCACAAAACAUCCAAAAAGUAAGAGCUGGCUUAGCUUUUUGGAUCAAAGAAUUCAUUGGUUAUAAAGCCAUAGAGAUGUUAGAGAAGACACACAUUGAGAAAGCAGUGCAACGAUUGAUUCGCAAUCCCAACAUUGUGAUAUUAGGCAACACUCAUGUGAAGAGACAAGCCAUCUUAUCUUUCCUCAUACAUUCUUCAUCCCCAAGCAAGAGCAGAGGCAAGCCUCUCAAUGGCUCUUUCGUCGCGAAGCUUCUUAAUGACCUCUUCGGCAUUCAAGCCCGCGGAGGCUGCACCUGUGCCGGCUCCUACGCCCACACUUUACUCAAUCUUGAAGAGCACCACUCGCUUGCCAUGAGAUCCUUCAUCAAAGAGGGAUAUGUUGGAAUAAAGCCCGGAUGGACAAGAGUGAGCUUCCCAUAUUACAUGUCGGAGGAAGAAGUGGACUUCAUUCUAGGAGCCAUCGAAUUCAUAGCAAUGUACGGCCAGAGAUUCCUGUCGUGUUACCAUAUCAACUGGACAAAGGGGACUUGGACUUUCAAGAAAAAUUCACACAAAGAUCAAUAUAGCUCAUCUUUAGCCAGAAUGAUCAUGGCAUUAAACACGGAACACAAUGUGAAACAAGAUGUGGCCUUGAGAUACAAGAACUACAUGGAAACCGCAAAGAAAGUGGCCUCCCUUCUACCCAAAUUUCCACCCCACAGAGAAACUCCACAAGAGAUAGAUAUGAAUCUUGUGCCUUUUAGAGUUUAGAUAAGUACUGAAAUAUCCAUGGUUAGAACUUAGGUAU